This is a messenger RNA of Maniola jurtina (meadow brown), 1936 nucleotides long. RefSeq names its product lipase 3-like. The transcript has a single exon. Bases 321 to 1850 code for a protein of 509 amino acids. The record is from RefSeq and is a predicted model, not a curated record. Gene Ontology annotation, biological process: lipid metabolic process. NCBI's taxonomy places the organism in Eukaryota, Metazoa, Arthropoda, Insecta, Lepidoptera, Nymphalidae.
AAAACAAAAGUUUAAGAUACCAAAGAUUCAAUUUUAAUAUUGUUCCAAGAUAAAUAGGUAGGGACCUACAUAAUAGGUCAUUACAUAUUAUCAAGUUACGUACUACUUAAAUUAUGUAAUGAAUCAUUGUUUGUUAAGUUAUUUUUGCUAUUAGAUGGCAAUAAAUAGUUUUUUUGUUUAUCUAGUUUAGUUCAUGACUCACGUCACCCUUGACCCUCUGCAAUGGGAUAAAAUGUGUGGCCCAAUAAUAGCUUCAGUCCGUACCUACCCAGUUUAGUUCAGUUGCGCGAACAUCGUACGCCGCACGCUCCUGUGUCGACAUGAAGCUCUCAAUAAUUGUGUUUACAUUAAUUGUUCUCACACACUGCAGCGAAGGCCGGUACGCCGACUGGUUUCCUCAAAACAUAGUCAAUACUAUAACAAACAAAACAUCUCAAGUGACUAAUUAUGUGCGUUCAAAGGGGCGCAGUUUAAAACAAUUCUACGUCGAAAAUGUAAGAAACAGGAUAACUUCUUAUCUCGGCUUCAACAAUCACUCCGAAAUUCUAAGUGAUAACCAAGCGAGGAUAAAAAGAAAGUUUAAGGACUAUGUAGACGAAGCUGAAGCGAAGGAUCAAAUGGUUUUCGACGUUAUCGCUCCAAAAAAACUUGAAUAUAAUUGCAAUGAUGACGAUCCCAGUAUACAAAUGACGACUCCACAACUGAUAGCAUUACACGGGUAUGUUUCAGAAUCACAUACUAUUGUCACUGAGGACGGAUAUAUUCUUACAGUACACAGGAUACCUUAUUCACGAAAUGCUACAAGCAGAGUGAGUCCUCGAAAAACAGUUCUGUUACACCACGGUCUUCUCGGCAGUUCAGCGGAUUGGAUCUUAGCGGGACCCGAGAAAGGUCUUGCCUACAUUCUGUCUGAGGCAGGCUAUGAUGUCUGGCUGGCUAACGUCCGUGGGAAUACAUAUUCCAGAGCACACAUGUCAUUGAACGCCGAUACUUUUGCCUUUUGGAAUUUUACAUUCCAUGAAGUCAGCCAACACGACUUGCCCGCGGUGAUAGAUUAUAUCAUGGAUGUGAAAGGAUGGGAUGUGAAAAUAAACUACGUCGGCCACUCAAUGGGGACUACGAUAUUGUUUGCGAUGCUCUCCACGAAGACGCAUUACAAUAAAGUUUUGAGAGCCGGGUUCGCGUUAGCUCCGGUUGCCUUCAUGACCGAUAUCAAGAGUCCGAUCCGUUUACUUGCGAAAUACAGUGAUAAUUUGGAAUAUCUGUUGAAAAUUCUCGGCGCCAACGAAUUUUUACCUCAAAACUCUGUCCUCCGGUGGCUCUCGAAGCACGCUUGUGAAAUAAAUCAUUAUGAGGAAGCGAUUUGUGAGAAUUCGAUGUUCGUUUUGUGUGGCCACGACGCGCAGCAGUUCAAUCGGAGUCUUCUGCCGAUUAUACUGGGCCACGUCCCUGCUGGAGCUUCAACCAAAACAUUGGUGCAUUAUGCACAGGAGAUUAAAAACGCUGGGCGAUUCCAGCAAUUCGAUUACGGGCCUGAGGGAAAUUUAAGAUGGUACGGCACAUCAGUACCCCCAGAAUAUCCUCUGCACAAAAUCACGUUACCAAUUGCCCUGUUCGGUGCCGAGAAUGAUUGGCUAGCGAGUGAUACCGAUGUCACAAACUUGUACGUCCAAUUAGCUAAUCCAAUCGAUCAUUACAUAGUACCGCUAAAGGAGUUUAACCACGUUGAUUUUAUGUGGGCGAUAGAUGCACCUAAACUCGUUUAUGACAAACUGUUACAACUUUUGGAGGAAGGUGUUAGCAAGUCAUAUUUUAAUAAUGAUAUAAGCCAUAAUAAUUUAGAUGACUAGUAGAUGUUAAACUAUUUUAUAAGUUCCUAAUUGUAUUUUAUAAGAACCUUGAAAAUGAAUUAUAGGUAAAUACAGCUAUUACAGUA